UGACCGCCGCGGAAGUUUUUCUGUCGAUUCUUUACUUGUUGCAAUGUUUUCUAGGCGUGAGAAAAUGUUAUCCGGUCCGCGAAUUGAAAACAACCUUUCUUUGAAACAACCAUACUAGAAAACGUGUGUCUUUCUUCUCAGAAUAAAGGUGUUGAAUUGUUAUCGGAGGUCUUCGUUUGGCUCCAGUUAGACGUAAUACACACAAACGCAGGCCGACGGGAGAUGUCUAACUCGGAGGCGUGUGUGUCUGUGCGGGAGUGGCUGUCUGUGUUGCGGUUGGAGCAGUAUUACCAGGCCUUCCAGGUGGCGGGCCUGCUAACAUUCAAGGACUGCUCUGCCCUGACCCCUGACCUUUUGGAGAGGAUGGACAUCACGCUGCCCGGGCACCAGAGACGCAUACUUGCUAGCCUUAACAAAACACUCCACACUCCCCCUGACACACACACUCCGCAAAGGCAGACACACACUCACGCCCCCCCCGAGAGGGAUCUCCACGCCGUUCCUGGGGAAGAGGGAGAUCAUGGAGAGAAAGAGAGACCAGCAGCCUCCAGAAACCAGCCCAGCCCCAAGGCCAGAGAGAGAAUAGUACCUGCACCUAGACAAAGGCAUGGGAGAGACAAACCGGUUCCCAAAGAGAGACCAGUGUCAAGAACAAGAGAGCAAGAGAGGGAUGGAGACAGAGAGAGACAGGGGUGCAGAGCGGAGACGAGUGGAGAGUUGAAGAAGCCUGUCCCUAAGGAGAGGACUAAGGAUCACUCUGUUCAUGUGGACCCUAACUCCCCCAACGCGCACCCUCCCCUCCCAGAUGGCCCCCAGGACCCCCCCCUGCCCCCCAUCCCACCACGAAGCACCCCUAACUGCCCCCCUCAACGCUUCACCCCGACCCCUACCCCCACGCCCCCCUCACCUCAACUCAGUAGCAUUCCUGCCUCAAUAGCCCUCCCAACCCGCACUCUCUUGCAUCCUUCGCCUGACACCCCCUCCCUCCAAACGCGCCCAAACUCUCUGGCCCUGUUCCUUCCCCCCCCCCAGCCAAAACAGAGGGGUAAGGGGAGGAGAAAAUCCCCCCCCAUUUCCCCCUCAGCCUCCACCUCCUCCUCGUCCUCCCUCAUCUCCUCGUCCUCGUCCUCCUUCUCCUCUUCCUCUCUGGAGCAGUCUGAGGACAGGGGAGCUCCACCCCUCCCUCCCAAAAGCUCUGCUGCAGGGGCGGGCCCAAAUGGACCACCACCAAUCCCACGCCGGACCCCAGUCCGGCCCAAUGAAAGCACACCUCAAAGCGACUCUCCUGUCGGUGAGACGCCUGAGGGCCCCACGCCGCGCGUUCCGCCCCGCAGCAAGACGCCGUGCGCGGCAGACAGCGCGCCACUCCACGCCCGGGCUGCGUCGCCGUUGGACGUCCAGUCGGCUCUGCCAGUGAGAAGAGUCCCUGAGCCGUCCACCCCUGAGAUCAGAUCAGAAUCAAUUGACAGCUCUGAAUACUAUGAAGAUGUAGAUCCUGGAUACGUACCCCAGUCUGUCAACAUAGUGAGCAGGGAAAUGUUCCUGCCGGUGCCUGGACAAGGGAAGGGGCGGUACAACUCCCUCUGCAGUGAUGAUGAGCAACUAGAUUACGACAAUGAGCCGAUCACAAACAAUCGUAACUCGUGGGUAGACUACGGCAUCAGCACCCUUCAGGGGAGUGUCUACCUGCCCAGCAAUGGAUGCCUGGCCCCGCCCCCUCAGGAAGCCCCCGCCCACCUAAGUGUCAUCAAGAUGGGUUGGCUGGACAAGAACCCACCGCAGGGGUCUCUCUACUACCAGAGACGUUGGGUGAAACUGGAUGUGGAUCACCUCAGAUACUUUGAUAAUGACAAGGAAGUGUACUCCAAGAGGAUCAUCUCCACCUCUGCCAUCACAGGGGUCACCAACGUGGGCGAGCUCAAGUUUGAGGUGGUCACGCACAACCGCAACUUUCUCUUCAGGGCAGAGACGGAGUUGGAGAGGAAGGAGUGGGUGUCAGUGUUGCAGGACUGUGUCCGGGGUCGCCAGACCAGCUCUUGCUCCACCCCUGCUUCACCUUUGACCCCUGAGCAGCAAGGCUACCUGGAGUUGAGAGGACUUCGCUCCAAACUCUACACGGUGGUGUCUGGGGAGAAGGUCUUCCUUUACAAGAACAUGGAGGACUACCGUCUAGGUGUUGGCAUCAGCUCCAUUGAGAUGAACGUAGGAAACGUCAAAGAAACAGACCGUCGCAGCUUUGACCUUACCACACCCUAUCGCAUAUUCAGCUUCAUCGCCGAGUCGGAGCAGCUGAAGGACCAAUGGGUGGAGGCCAUGCGGGACUCCAUUGGAGAGGCGCUGUCCAAUAGCGAGGUGGCUGAGCAGAUCUGGGCGGAGCCUAGCAACGGUUACUGUGCCGACUGCGGAGCCACCAAACCUGAGUGGGCGUCCAUCAACCUGUGUGUGGUGGUCUGUAAACGCUGUGCAGGAGAGCACCGAGGGUUAGGCCCCAGCAUCUCCAAGGUCCGCAGUCUGAAGAUGGACAGGAAGGUGUGGACAGAGGAGCUCAUACAGGUGUUCCUGUUGCUAGGUAACGAGCGUGUCAACGGGUUCUGGGCGGCGAACGUCCCGCCCAGCGAGGCCCUGAGCCCGUCCAGCUGCACCGAGGAACGCCACCGCUUCAUCGGCAACAAGUACCGCCACGGAAAGUACCGGAAGUACCACCCCCUCUAUGGCAACCAGAGAGAGCUCAACAACGCGCUGUGUAUUAACGUCCAGUGCAGUGAUGUUCUGGAGACCCUGAGUCUGUUGUUCUGUGGGGCGGAUGUGAACUGCUCUCCAGACCAGGCCGACUGGCCCUCGCCCCUCUCCCUCGCCCAGGCCCACGCUCAGACACUCCAGGCUGAGUUCCUCAGCCGCAACCUCAACACAGAGCUGCCUCGGUUGGAGGUGAUCGGGCUGAUGGAGGCGGUUCAUUACUCCGCCCCCUCCUCCGUCUCCUGCAAUGGCUUCCUGUUCAAGACCGGCUCUAUGGCUCGGCCAAUCACGGAGCGCAAGGCUAAGGAGGAGUUCAGCCGUCGCUGGUGCACACUGAACGAUGGCUGCUUCAGCUACUACGAGAGUGACAAGAACUCCACCCCCAACGGCAUGCUGAAGUCCACGGAGAUCGUCUGUCUCGCCAGCAACACGCCUGACAAACAUGGGUACGAGCACACGUUUGAGCUCUACUCGGACUCGGAGCGUUUGUAUCUGUUUGGUACAGACGACCCAGAGAGCCACAGGGAGUGGGUCAAGUCCAUCACCAAGACAUUUAUCCCAGCCAAUGCAGAGCCCUUGCUGAGGCUGGGCUUUGAGCGGAUUGGUAGGCUGCGGUAUAAGGACGGGCUGAACCUGCAGAGCCCUCGGGUUGGCUGGUUUGCGCUGGUCGGCUCGUCGCUCCACGCGUACCUGGAGGACGGCGAGGGAGAGGAGAUCCACCUCCGCAAGCUGCAGGAGCUGUCCAUCCAGCAGGAAAAUGAGGUGCUGGUGCUGGUGGAGAGAGGGAGGACCCUGUACAUGGAGGGGGAGAGGAAGCUGGACUUUGUGGGCUGGUGCGGGGCCAUCCAGAGAGCAGCUAGCAGCAGCGGAGACUCUCUCGGCCAACAGCAACUCACUGAGACGGACAUUCCUGUCCUGGUCGACCGUUGCAUAGACUACAUCACACAAUGUGGCCUGACGUCCGAGGGCAUCUACCGUAAGAGUGGCGUGAACUCGCGCGUGGCGGCGCUGUGCGAGACGUUCCGGCAGGACGCCAGGAGGGUGCAUCUCCGGGAGGGGGAGAACCAGGUGGACGACGUGGCCACCACGCUCAAACGCUUCUUCAGAGAGGCCGAGGAGGGCCUGUUCACCUCCCAGGACCACCAGGCGUGGCUCAGCACACCUGCCCUCCAGGAUGACAGUGUAAAGAUCUCUCAGUACCAGCUACUGCUCAACAGGCUGCCUCGGGUCAACAAGGCCACACUACGAGCACUGGUCAACCACCUGUAUUGUGUGCAACGGUUUGCAGAGCUGAAUCAGAUGAAUCUUCAUAACCUGGCCAUUGUGUUUGGGCCUACACUGUUCCAGACAGAUGGGAAAGACUAUACUGCCGGCCGUGUCAUAGAAGACCUCAUACAGCACUACACACAGAUCUUUGAUGUUGACGAGCAGCAGCUAAAGAGGCAGCUGGAUGAGAUCACGGUCAUCAUCAAGGUUCGAGAGAAUCUGAACGCCAAGGUCUCUGCAUCUGGCUCUGGGGACUUCAUCUGCACGGUGUACCUGGAGGAGAAGAAGGAGACCGCCGAGCAGCAUGUCAAGAUCCCUGGCUCCAUGACGGCGGCUGAGCUGACCUGUGAGAUCCUGGACAGACGGAAGAUCACGGUCAGAGAGAAGGACUACUGGAGCUGCUGGGAAGUCAGCGAGAAGGAGGAGACUGAACGCCCGCUGCACCAUCUGGAGAGAGUGUUGCCUAUCUUACACUCUCUGGGCACAGACUCUCAUCUGCUGAUCAAGAAACACGUUUCCAUGGAGGCUAUGCUCAUCUACCUGGCCAGUAAAGUGGAUGUGUCCAAACAUGGAAUGGUAAAGUUCCGGGAGGAGAGGAGCAUUCUGGGAUUGGGCCUAAGCUCUGGAAGUUUCCAUGACCGCUACUUCAUCCUCACUACUGGUUCCUUUAGGAUGUACAAGGAAGUGCGGAGUAACCGUCCAGAGAGGGACUGGAAUGUGAAGAAUCUGAAGGUGUACCUUGGCAUUAAGAAGAAACUGCGUCCACCCACCUGCUGGGGUUUGACAGUGGUCUACGAGGGGGACAAACUGGAGAAGUGGUAUCUCUGCUGUGACACCCAGUCAGAGAUGAGAGAGUGGUACGCCACCUUCCUUAGUAUCCAGUUUGAGGGUAACGUAUGGCCUACUGAUGCGGUGCACCUGCGUGUGUCCCGGGCGUUGCCAUUGGAUACGCGUCACGGUAAUGUGUCGUUGAUUCCGUUGCGAGGCAGCGAAAAUGAAAUGCGGAACAGCGUAGCAGCUUUCAGCCAAGACCCGCUUGCUCUUUUUAGAGAUGUGCGAUGAUGGACCCAGAUGCAGGAGGCAGACCAGCCACACAAUCACUUGAACAUUCCAGCAACAACAUUCCACAACCCUACCUGAAUGAUUCAAACACACACAUGCAUUCACAGACACGCACACACACACACCUGCGCCAGUAAGCUGGACCCCCCCCCUUCGCAGGCCUUUCCCUGUGUUCCACCUGCCCCCCACGUCCUCCCCACACUUCCCCUCCCCAGAACUGCCGGACAGGAAGUGACCUCACCGCUGGGCUGCAUUUACGGGGAUACCCGAAGAAGGGUCCGAGACUACAUCUGCUGCAGUUCUCCGGAGGCCAGGAGAGGAGGCCCAGCACAGACUAGCAGUGGGACCAGGGGGGGAGACCAUCCCCCCAGCUCCAGCACUGUCUAAACCUGGACCCCGUCACACCCACAGACAGCUUAUGGAGUUACAGUUGCGAAGAAGAUGGACUUUUCUAGUUUCAAUAUUGACUGACAAUCUGGCUCUCUGUUCUCUGUCUAGGUCCUCCUGCUUUUGUCUCCCACUAGCUCCCUUCUUGUUCUCGAGGCCCUGUCCCUCCGCCGCUCUCCACAUGCAUCCCCGUCUUCAUGUCUGCUUCUCUCUGUCCUCCUCCGUCUCUCUUCCCUCAGAUCCUCCCAUGACUCCCAAGAUCCUUCCUCUAUUUUAACACAUAGUUAUUUAUUUUUCCCGGAGAGGGAGGUUGGCUCUUUUGCCAGUGUUACAUUUAGCCGUAGGCCUAACCUGUAAAUACACACCCUUUUCCAGUACACACACAGUCCUCCAUGUUGCCAGUAUGUGUGUGUGAACCUUCCUUUGUUCCAAGACAUGGCAAGAAAAUGUGUUUCUCUCUGUGUCAUUUCUUCUCUUUGUCUGUAUUGGAUUUGAUAUAUAUUUAGUGUUUACUUAAGUCUAAUAAAUACGUGUCGGUCAGAGUGA
Messenger RNA from Osmerus eperlanus (European smelt), 5997 nucleotides. Its product is annotated as arf-GAP with Rho-GAP domain, ANK repeat and PH domain-containing protein 1-like. The record is from RefSeq and is a predicted model, not a curated record. NCBI's taxonomy places the organism in Eukaryota, Metazoa, Chordata, Actinopteri, Osmeriformes, Osmeridae. Gene Ontology annotation, biological process: signal transduction; regulation of cell shape; positive regulation of GTPase activity. The transcript has 34 exons. Gene Ontology annotation, molecular function: phosphatidylinositol-3,4,5-trisphosphate binding; protein binding; GTPase activator activity. Gene Ontology annotation, cellular component: cytoplasm. The coding region runs from base 223 to 5064 and encodes 1613 amino acids.